CGCAUUUCCUUCCCUCCCUUCGAUCCCUCGGGAAUCUGCAUAUCUAAAAAUUGUUCAACUGGGUCGACAACUAAUAUUAUGAGAUGAGACUAUCCAUCCGUGUUGGUACGGCCGCACUCCUGAUCCUCGCCAUCUUCCUGAUCAAGCGCCAUCUCGACACCGUUCAGGAUGAUUCGCGCGUGUCGCUAUCAUCCUUCUGGCGCUUCGGGGGUAGUUCCGCGGGUUCCGACGAGGUCAAUCAGGGUGACCAGGUAGACAAAACGGCCAUGGAAUCGGAUGUGGUCGUCCCUCAGACUUACGAGACCACCCCGAUUAUCGUCCCCAAUGACCGAACGCUUGUGAUGGCCAAGUUGGCUUCGGAGGAUACGUCAUGGGUCGCAAAUGAUUUAGCUGAAUGGCGGAAUGUGAUCUACACGGUUGAUGAUUUGAGCGCCACGCGGCAUACCCCCAUCAAUAAGGGACGCGAAAGUCUGGCAUACCUUCAUUACAUCAUCGAACAUUACCACGACCUCCCAUCGCUCAUCGUGUUCGUCCAUAGCCAUAAAGACGGCUGGCCGGCUGCCUGGCACACCGAUAACAUGGAGUACAGCAACGUCGUGGCGGUCCGCAACCUUCAAGCCGACUUUAUUCAGCAGAGUGGAUACGCCAAUCUCCGAUGCCAGGAAACACCUGGCUGCCCCGAAGAGCUCAGGCCCUUACGGAACCCUCCGCGCCCCGGACAAACGACCGAGGCGGUCUACGCGCAGGCCUGGAAGGAGCUUUUUAACAAUACCGAAGUUCCAGAAGUCAUUGGUGCGCCGUGCUGCUCGCAAUUCGCCGUGUCACGCGACCAGGUCUUGAAGCGUUCUUUCGAAGAAUAUAUGCAGUACUAUAAUUGGGUUUUGACCAAUGACUUGCCGGACGAUGUCACUUCGCGGGUGAUGGAGUAUUCUUGGCAUAUCAUUUUCGGGAAGGAUCCGGUCUACUGCCCCGAUUCACUGCAGUGUUAUGCGGAUGUUUACGGAAACCCGUACUUCUGGUAGUUUUUGUAUAUAUAAAUACCCCUUUCUGGUUUUGUUGUCUGCGUCUCGUUACGAUAUAUGCCGCAAUCUUUAUCUUUAUUUCGAUGUCUAUUGUACAUGCUGAAAGCUUCUUGUUAAAAGUUAUCCGCAU
Messenger RNA from Aspergillus pseudonomiae, 1152 nucleotides. Its product is annotated as DUF3431 domain-containing protein. The record is from RefSeq and is a predicted model, not a curated record. The transcript has 3 exons. NCBI's taxonomy places the organism in Eukaryota, Fungi, Ascomycota, Eurotiomycetes, Eurotiales, Aspergillaceae. Bases 84 to 1022 code for a protein of 312 amino acids.